UCCGGCGUCCUCCUCGUGGCGGUCAUUUUGGCCUCUGUCCUGUCUGUCGCCCCCGCAAGUCUCUGCAGCGGAGGUCGCGACUGAGGGACGGAACAGAGAAGGCGCGAAAGUGGGCCAGAGGUUCUGCGACGCCACCUCGGGUGAGCUGUGCCAGGCCCGGGAUAGGGACUGUUGUGUUCGAACGCCCGCCCCGGUCGGCCGCCGCUCCCCGCCUAGUCCACGGAGCUCAAUGGCGGCAGUCGCGCUGAGGGACUCGGCUCGGGGUAUGACCUUUGAGGAUGUGGCCAUUUAUUUCUCCCAAGAAGAGUGGGAGCUCCUUGAUGAGUCUCAGAGGUUCCUGUACUGCGAUGUGAUGCUGGAGAACUUUGCACAUGUAACAUCCCUGGGUUAUUGCCAUGGAGCGGAGAAUGAGGCCAUAGCUUCUGAGCAGAGUGUAUCUAUACAGGUCAGGACUUCUAAGGGCAAUACACCCACCCAGAAAACUCACCUCAGUGAGAUUAAGAUGGGUGUCCCAGUCUUGAAAGACAUUUUGCCUGUGGCUGAGCACCAAGCCACAUCCCCUGUGCAAAAGUUGUACUUGGGUGGCACAAGCAUGAGAGGCUUCUGCUUCAGUGCUGACCUUCACCAGCAUCAAAAGCAUUACAAUGAAGAAGAGCCCUGGAAAAGGAAGGUGGAUGAGGCUACAUUUGUGACAGGCUGCAGAUUCCAUGUGUUGAAUUAUUUCUCCUGUGGGGAGGACUUCCCAGCCUCCAUGGACCUACUCCAACACGAAGCCACUCCCAGUGGUGAGGAGCCACACAGUAGCAGCAGCAAGCAUAUACAGGCAUUUUUCAAUGCAAAAAGUUAUUACAAGUGGGGUGAAUACAGAAAAGCUUCAAGCCACAAACACACACUUGUUCAGCAUCAGAGUGUCUGCUCUGAAGAAGGGCUUUGUGAGUGUAGCAAAUGUGAGAAAGCAUUCACCUGCAAGAACACACUUGUUCAGCACCAGCAAAUUCACACUGGACAAAAGACAUUUGAGUGUAGUGAAUGUGAGGAAUCCUUUAGCAAAAAGUGCCACCUAAUCUUACACAAGAUAAUUCACACUGGAGAAAGGCCUUAUGAAUGCAGCAAUCGUGAGAAAGCCUUUAUCCAUAAAUCUGAAUUCAUUCACCACCAGAGACGUCACACUGGAGGACUGCGUUAUGAGUGUGGUGAAUGUAGGAAAACCUUUAGCUACAAAUCUAACCUCAUUGAACACCAGAGAGUUCACACUGGAGAAAGGCCUUAUGAAUGUGGCGAGUGCAGGAAAUCCUUUAGACAAAGCUCUAGCCUUUUUCGACACCAGAGAGUUCACUCUGGAGAAAGGCCUUAUCAGUGCUGUGAAUGUGGGAAAUCCUUUAGACAAAUCUUCAAUCUCAUUCGACAUAGAAGAGUUCACACUGGAGAAAUGCCUUAUCAAUGCAGUGAUUGUGGGAAAUCUUUUAGCUGCAAAUCAGAACUCAUUCAACACCAGAGAAUUCACAGUGGAGAAAGACCUUAUGAGUGCAGAGAAUGUGGGAAAUCCUUUAGACAAUUCUCUAACCUCAUUCGACACCGCAGCAUUCACACUGGUGAUAGGCCUUAUGAGUGCAGUGAAUGUGAGAAAUCCUUUAGCCGCAAAUUUAUCCUGAUUCAACACCAAAGAGUUCACACUGGAGAAAGACCUUAUGAAUGCAGUGAAUGUGGAAAAUCCUUUACCCGCAAAUCUGACCUCAUUCAACACCGGAGAAUUCAUACUGGCACAAGACCUUAUGAGUGCAGUGAAUGUGGCAAAUCUUUUAGACAGCGCUCUGGCCUCAUUCAGCACCGGAGACUUCAUACUGGAGAAAGGCCUUAUGAAUGUAGUGAAUGUGGGAAGUCUUUUAGCCAAAGUGCUAGCCUCAUUCAACACCAGAGAGUUCACACUGGAGAAAGGCCUUAUGAAUGUAGUGAAUGUGGGAAAUCCUUUAGCCAGAGCUCUAGCCUCAUUCAACACCAGAGAGGUCACACUGGAGAAAGACCUUAUGAGUGCAGUCAAUGUGGGAAACCCUUUACCCACAAAUCAGACCUUAUUCAGCACCAAAGAGUUCACACUGGAGAAAGGCCUUAUGAAUGUAGUGAAUGUGGGAAAUCCUUUAGCCGCAAAUCUAACCUCAUUCGACAUCGGAGAGUUCACACUGAAGAAAGGCCUUAAAUGUGAAGGGAAUGUGCUAUUUCUUUAUUCAAUAGCACUGGAGGAGCAUCUUUGUAAAUUUAAACUUUGAGCAUCCACAGUGGGGUAUUCUUCAUAAGUUUCAGGUAUGUGGGAAGUUCCGAGGAGGUUUAUUGUAAUUUCUAAUCUGCCAAGGCCUAUAGCCUGAUUUAUGUCACUGCCAAUUUCUGAGGCUGAAGCCGUUUCACAUUUCACCCCUACCACCUGGCAGGUGCACACCAUGUGCAUGAGUCACUUCCCCACAGUGCUCAGAGAAGCAAACCUCUGUACUCUCCCAUUUGCUUGGGGAAAUUAUUAAUAGCCCAAGCAUGUAGGGGGUCUUCAUGUCUUUUCUCUGACUUUAGAGUAUAGACCUGACCGAGUUGUGGUCCAGAGAAUCUGAGUUGUGCUGUCAGCUUUCUAAGAAGGAUUACCUUUUUAAGGAACAUUGGUGGUCUCACAUGAUGCUUGUGAUGAAUUUUUCCACAUUCUGAUUCACCAGCCUGGAAACUGCUUGGUGCACAUUGCUCUAAUUUAUAAUGUUUUUAUAAAGGUUUUAAAAAAAUUUAUGCACCUUUAAUCUUGGGUGUUCUAUUCAUUGCAUAGAAUGACUUGUAAGCAGAAUAGUGAUGUCAGCAUGAAGGGGUGAAUAGAUUUUGUGGAGAUCUCAAACUUUCUGUACUCAGAAGGGACAAUGUGAUGGCAGAAGACAGCUCUUUGUUCUGUAUUGGUCUAAUUGUCCUGCUGCCCAAGGCCUCAAAGUAAAGUCUGCCAGGCUUUGUGUUCCCGUAUUGUGUCCUGGUGCCAUUUUUGUCAGGUCAGACAUCACCAUGAAAAGGAGGCAGUUGUGACAAUCCCCAGUGCUUCUGUGAACGUGAAUUUUGUUCAGUUGUCCACAAGAGAUCCACAUAAUUCCUAGCACUGGUGAGGGGAAUCUGUUUCCCAGGUCCUGCAAAGGAGCCAUGUGCCAUGACAUAUAAGUCAGUGUAGACUGGUGCCAUUUGUUGUCAGACUAUAGGUGUAGAGGUGAAAUUACAGGCGCAACUGUAACUGGGACAGAAACUCCAGGUAAAUGGGGAGUGGAGAAGACUGCAGUAAAUUAGAUGGAAUGACUCUUCUAAAAGUUCAUCUACAAAUUUUCCAUUGAACAUGGUUGUGUAGGAUCAGUGCAUACAGAAAUUCUCAGGAUCUUCUGUUGACUAUUGCUGAGAUCAUUGUCAGAAAAUAGUCUGGCUGGGCAUGGUGUAAUCCUAACACUGGGAGGCCAAGGCGGGCAGAUUGCCUGAGCUCAGGAGUUCAAGACCAGCCUGGGCAACAUGGUGAAACCCCAUGUCUACUAAAAUACAAAAAGUUAGCCAGGCGUGGCAGCAUGCGCCUGUAGUCCCAGCCACUUGGGAGGUUGAGGCAGGAGAAUCGCUUGAACCCAGAAGGCGGAAGUUGCAGUGAGCUGAGAUUGUGCCACUGCACUCCAGCCCAGGUGACAGAGUGAGACUCCAUCUCCAAAAAAAAAAGAAAAUAGUCUAUAAAGGUUUUGUGGCUCCUUGUAUCCUGUCUGGUUUGUUCACCUCAAGGCCAUUGCUAUGCAGGUAGGAGAACAAGAAUAGAGAGAAGAAUCAUUCUGCACUCUAGGGAUGUGGCUUUUGUGACUCAGCCAACAUUCCUAUUAAUUCAGGUGGCAACAGCCUUCAUUGCUUGCCAAAAUUUGCUGCCCCUGAGGCAAGGUUGCCUCUCUCAGGGCAUGAGGAGAGAGAGAGAUGGUGAAGUCCAUAUCAGGUUGCCACUGAUUUAAAAAAAAAAAAAAAAAAGGAACAUCUAGGCUCUUAAUUUUGAGCCAUUUUUUAAAGCUUUUUGAAGGUCUAAUUUGUAUAACUGACAUGCAACAAAGUACACAUAUCCAAAGUGUACAGUUUGGUAAAGCCAUGAAACCAUUAUCACAACCAUGAAAAUGAAUUUAUGUGUCACCCGUAUAUUUACCUUGUUUCCUUUUAUAAUCUUUUUCCCUUCCCCAGCUCUUCAGGUUCAAAUGAUUUCCUUUACAGUAAAUUAGUUUGCAUGUUCUGGAAUUUUUACUGAGAUACACACACACACACACACACACACAUAUAUACACAUACAUAUACGCAUAUACGUAUAUGUAUAUACAUAUGUGUAUAUAUACGUGUGUGUGUAUAUAUAUAUAUAUAUACUUACUGGUUUUCUUCAUGCUGUAUAAUUAUUUUGAGAUUCAAAAAUGAUGAAUCUUUGUAUUGCUGAGUAUCAUGCUGUUCUAUGGAUAAGUCAGUGUUUAUCCAUGUGUUUAGGGACUUUAUAUUAUUUAUAGAUUUUUGUAUAUUACAAAUAAAGCUGCUGUAAAUGCUUGAAUUCA
Molecule: messenger RNA, 4556 nt
Organism: Nomascus leucogenys (northern white-cheeked gibbon)
Lineage: Eukaryota; Metazoa; Chordata; Mammalia; Primates; Hylobatidae
Gene: ZNF551
Product: zinc finger protein 551
Biological process (GO): negative regulation of transcription by RNA polymerase II
Molecular function (GO): DNA-binding transcription repressor activity, RNA polymerase II-specific
Source: RefSeq, a predicted model, not a curated record